Pocillopora verrucosa is the source of this 8086-nucleotide messenger RNA. The record is from RefSeq and is a predicted model, not a curated record. Lineage: Eukaryota; Metazoa; Cnidaria; Anthozoa; Scleractinia; Pocilloporidae.
UUGAUUGAUUUCACUUGCCGACUGAAUAACAUGUCCAGAUUUGAGCAUAAGUUGUAUUUCCACGUCGCUUUGCUCGCUUUAAUUUUUGUCUUGGCCUCAGGAGGAUGUGUUGAUUUGGACCUUGGAAUAGGAAGUGGAACAAUUCCUGACAAUGAAAUGACUGCUUCUUCAGAGCAAAGUGCAAACACACCAGCCAAGAAUGGUCGCCUUAACUACGCAUCAGGAUCGUCAUGGUGUGCAGGAACAAGUGACACAAACCCAUAUCUACAGAUUGAUCUACAGACACUUCAUAUCAUCUGCGCUGUGUCUACUCAAGGGAAUUCUGAAGGAGAUCAGUGGGUGAAAACCUACACGCUACAAUUAUCCACGGAUGGGACAACUUGGACAGACUACAGUGAAGGUGGACAAGUUAAGUUUCUGAGCGGAAAUGAUAACAGGAACUCAGAAAUGAAGCACGUAGUUUAUGGAGUGUUAACAAGAUAUCUGCGAUUCUUGCCACAAACACACUGGGGUGAGGUGUGUAUGAGAACAGAGGUAUUUGGAGUGAACCGAAAGCCGGCGUGUGUUACUGAGGCCAUUGGACUGGCCAAUUAUGGUGGAGUUCCAGAUAGGAGCUUCUCUGCCUUAUCGCAUUAUGACUCUAGGUACAUACCCUCUCAUGGUCGACUGAAUGGAGAUAUUCGGGGUUGGGCACCCGAGACGAACGCCAAUCCUGAUGACUACCUACAAAUUGACCUCCUGUAUGAGUAUGUUAUCUGUGCUGUUGCUACUCAAGGAGCUAAAAAUAUAGAUGAGUGGACAACUUGGUACAAGAUUCAGUUAUCUUUGGAUGGAACCACUUUUGUCACCUAUAGAGAAAAUAAUAGAGACAGGAUCUUUCGUGGGAACUCAAAUAACUAUGGCAUUAAGAAAAACAAUCUUCAGGACUUUGCAAGUGCAAAGUUUAUUCGCUUUCAACCCACAGGAUAUAGUGGCUUUAAAGCCCUGAGAGUGGAAGCUUUUGGAAUGCCUUUAACUAAAGUUCCAUCACAACCUCCUACUGCCUUCAAAUUGAAUGCAAUCUCUUCUACCACCAUAAUAGCUUCCUGGAAGUUACCACAAGUCUUUGCCAGACAUGGAAGAAACAUUACUGGAUUUAAACUGUUCUACAAAAAGAAAGGUUCAGUGCGGUUACCAACCACCUUGCUUAUUAGCAGUGGAUCCGCGUCAAGUAGGAAUUUUACCGGGCUCGAGAAGUACACCGAAUAUGAAUUUCAAAUCUUGGCUUUUACGUCUGAUGGGGAUGGACCAAAGACCCCUGUUAAGGUGGAGAGAACAAAGGAAGAUGUUCCAUCACAAGCUCCGAACAGCUUCAUUGUUACUGGAGUUAGUUCUACAAUUAUCCAAGCAUCCUGGCAGUUGCCACCAGCAGACUCCAGACAUGGAAUAAUUAGAGGUUUCAAAUUGUUCUACAAAAAGAGAUGCUCUACAGGAUCAACAACCACCUUGCCCAUCAAUAUUGGAUCAAUAUUAAGUACAGACGUCACUGGGCUUGAAAACAACACAGAAUAUGAAUUUCAAGUGUUGGCCUUUACUUCAGCCGGCGAUGGACCGAUGAGUUCUCCCGUACUGGUGAAAACCUUGCGACAUGGUUGUGUUGAGUUUUACCUUGGAUUGGAAAAUGGAGAAAUUCCUGACAAUAAAAUAAAUGCUUCUUCCGGACGAAGUUCCAACACGCCAGCCAAGAAUGAUCGACUGAACUACACACCCGGAUCAUUAUGGUGCGCAAGAACAAAUGACACUAACCCAUAUCUACAGAUUGAUCUACAGACACUUCAUAUCAUCUGUGCUGUGUCUACACAAGAGAAUUCUCAAGGAGAUCAGUGGGUGAGGAACUACAAACUACAAUUAUCAAUAGAUGGUGAGAAUUGGACAGACUAUAAGGAAGGCGGAAAAGUAAAGGUUUUACAAGGAAACAAUGAUGGAAACUCAAGUGUUAAGCAUUUUGUUUAUGGAGUGUUAACAAGAUAUUUGCGAUUCCUGCCACAAAGUCACCAGGGCAGGGUGUGUAUGAGAACAGAGGCGUUUGGAGUAAAAGGAAAGCCAAGUACCUAUAGCAUCUUCCCUGCUUGUGUCAUCGCAUUGUCUUGCCUUGUGGUUGUGUUGCUCAUUAUAAUUUGUGGACUGAUAUUGCAUCGGAGACGAGCUGUUCCUAGUGAAGGCGAAAAGCCUAAAAAGGAAGUUGGCUUUGAUGGCUUCGACCGCUCAUUUGAUAAACAGCGGAGUGAUCAACUUGCUUCACAUCCUUGUUCCUAUACGGGACUCACACCCACGCCUCCGAACGAACAGUAUGAUAUACCUUAUAAGGACGAGUUCUUUGAGGAGGAAGGGGGGACCGCUGCCUAUUACAAUGUGCCAAUUCAAAAAGAAAGCAAUGAGAAACAAAAUGAAGACGUUUAUGAGGAUAUAGAAACGGUACUUCGAUGCAUGACAGACCUUAGUGACCCUGUUCUUGACUCGCUGAACGAGCAACUUGGCGACGAAAUGCAUUCGUCGGAUGAAGCCGGUUGCUAUCACAACAGCUCUCUAGUAACCGCUGUGAGAGAUGUCGCAAAAGAAGUUGGGGUUGAAGUUCAUAGUUAUCACUACUCGGAGCCGCAGUCUGGUAAAGACAUUUGCGAUCGUAUCCUCUGUCCAAUGAAGUCCUCUAUUCGUGCUUACUGCAACGAAGGGCACGAUAUUCUAACUGCCGUGGACAUGCGAGAUGCAUUGACGCAACACCCAGUGAAAGGAAACAACAGCUGCAGAAUAUGUGUUGAUUUGGAUCUUGGAGUGGGAAAUGGAACAAUUCCUGACAAUGAAAUAACUGCUUCUUCAGAGCAAAGUGCCAACACACCAGCCAAGAAUGGUCGACUGAACUACUCAUCAGGAUCAUCAUGGUGUGCAGGAACAAGUGACACCAACCCAUAUCUACAAAUUGACCUACAGACACUUUAUAUCAUCUGCGCUGUGUCCACUCAAGGGAAUUCUCAAGGAGAUCAUUGGGUGAAGAACUACAAACUACAAUUAUCAAUAGAUGGUGAGAAUUGGACGGACUAUAAGGAAGGCGGAAAAGUUAAGGUUUUACAAGGAAAUAAUGAUGGAAACUCAAGUGUUAAGCAUGUUGUUUAUGGAGUGUUAUCAAGAUAUUUGCGUUUCCUGCCACAAAAUCACCAGGGCAGGGUGUGUAUGAGAACAGAGGUGUUUGGAGCGAAACAAAAACCAAGUACAUAUAGCAUCUUCCUUGCUUGUGCCAUUGCAUUGUCUUGCAUUGUGGUUGUGUUGCUCAUUAUAAUUUGUGGACUGAUAUGGCAUCGGAGACGAGCUGUUCCUAGUGAAAGCAAAAAGCCUGAAGAGGAAGCUGGCGUCGAUGGCUUCGACCGCUCACGUGAUAAACAGCAACGUGAUCAACUUGCUUCAGAUCCUUGUUCAUAUGCGGAACCUAAACCCACGCCUCCGAACGGACAGUGUCAUGUACCUAAUGAGUACGAGUCCUUUGAGGAGGAAGCAGGGACCGCUGCCUAUUACAAUGUGACAAUUCACGAAGAAAGCAAUGAGAAACAAAAUGAAGAAGUUUAUGAGGAAAUAAGGGCCUGUGUUGAUUUAGAUCUUGGAAUGGGAAGUGGAGCAAUCUCAGACAGUGAGAUAGCUGCCUCCUCUGAACAGAGUGCCAACACACCAGCCAGGAAUGGUCGAUUGAACUUUACAUCAGGGUCAUCAUGGUGCGCAGGAACAAAUGACACUAACCCAUACCUACAGAUUGAUCUAAGGACACUUCAUAUCAUCUGUGCUGUGUCCACCCAAGGGAAUUCUCAAGCAGAUCAGUGGGUGAAGACCUACACCCUACAAUUAUCCACAGAUGGGAUAACUUGGACAGACUAUAAAGAAUUAGGUGGACAGGCUAAGGCUUUAGAGGGAAAUAAGGAUAGAAACUCAAAUGUCAAACACGUUCUAUAUGGAGUGUUAACAAGAUAUUUGCGAUUCCUACCGCAAACACACCAGGCUGAGGUGUGUAUGAGAACAGAGGUGUUUGGAGUGCAACAGAAACCAACAUGUGAUUCACAGGCAAUUGGUUUGGCCAGCGGUGGUAGAAUUCCAGAUGACAGCUUCUCAGCCAGUUCAAUAUUUGCCCCCAAAUAUGCAGCUAAACAUGGUCGUCUUAAUGGAAGAGGGGCAUGGGAACCUAAGACUACUACUGAUCCUGAUGACUACCUACAAAUUGACCUUCUCUAUGAGUAUGUUAUCUGUGCUGUUGCUACUCAAGGAAAUCCACCAACCCAAUCUGUAGGUGCUCAAGAAUGGACCACAGAGUACAAACUAAGAUUUUCUCUCCAUGGUACUCCUUUUUUCCCUUAUAAAGAAAAUAAAAUUGACAAGGCCUUUCCAGGAAAUUCAGGAAAAACUGACACAGUGAAAAACAGUCUAAAGGAAUUUGCAAGUGCAAAGUUUAUACGCUUUCUGCCAACAAAGUAUAAUAGGUUCAAGGUUCUGAGGGUGGAGGCUUAUGGAAUACUUUUGACUAAAGUUCCAUCAAAACCUCCCACUGCCUUCCAGUUGACUGCGAGCUCUUCUGCCAGCAUCACAGCUUCUUGGCAGUUACCACCAGUCUUUGCCAGACAUGGAAACAUUGCAGGGUUUAAAUUGUUUUACAAAAAGAAAGGUUCUGCUGGGUCAGCAACAACCUUGACUAUUAGCGAUGGAGCAACAUUAAAUAGAACUGUCAGUGGGCUUAAUAAGUACACAGAAUAUGAAUUUCAAGUUUUGGCCUUCACUUCUGAUGGUGAUGGACCAAAAAGUUUAGUGAAAGUGAAAAGAACAAUGGAAGAUGCUCCUUCACAACCUCCAUCUAACUUCAAUGUCACUCCAACCUCCUCUACUGGUUUAACAGCAUCAUGGCAACUACCACCAGCAAACUCCAGGAAUGGAAUAAUUAAAGGAUUCAAAUUGUUUUACAAAAGGAAAGACUCGUCAGGCUCAGGCACCAUUCUUUUUAUCGACAGUGAAUCAGCUUUAAACAAAAAUGUCAAUGGGCUUUAUGAGUACACAGAGUAUGAAUUUCAAGUGUUGGCCUUUACUUCUGCUGGUGAUGGCGUAAACAGCUCUGUUGUUGUUGAGAGAACAAAAGAAGAUGUUCCUUCACUGCCGCCUAGUGGCUUUACUCUAGCUGCAAACACUUCUACAAGUAUUACAGCAUCCUGGCAGUUACCACCAAAAGACUCCAGAAAUGGAAUCAUCACAGGAUAUAAAUUGUUCUACAAAAAGAAAGGCUCAUUAGGGCUAGCAAGCAUGCAGCCCAUUAACAGUCAAGCAACUCGCUCUCAAGAGGUCACUAGGCUUGAUAAGUACACAGAAUAUGAAUUUCAAAUAUUGGCAUUCACUUCUGUUGGGGAUGGACCAAAAAGUACAGUUGUUUAUGAGAAAACAAAGGAGGCGGAGCCCAGUCAUGGACCAGAAGAUAUAUCUUCCUCUGCAGUGAGCUCCGCAAAAUUCAAUAUAACUUGGCGUGGACUGUCAAGAGAAGUAGCCAAUGGCAUUAUCAUAAACUACGAAGUUAGGCUCAGUGUAGUAGAAAACUGUACAGCGAUCAAGUCUUCCUAUAAUUCAACCAUUAACGCGACCACCACUUAUGUUAUCGUGACUGGAAUCUCUUUGUGUGCCAAGUAUGAGGUGUCUGUUAGAGGAUACACUGUUGUGGGGCCUGGACCCUACAGCAACCCUGUAAUGGUGCAGACAUUGGCUGCGGUUUGGUCUAAAGAAACGCCAUCUUCACCUACGUUUUCUGCAAAAUCAAAUGAAGGAGGAAUUUCAGUUAAAGUCACGCUUCCCCAUUUUCCUGGAAAUGCAAGGUUUUUCCAAGUUAUCAUCAUUACAUAUAGCUCAAACUAUACUGGUGCUGUAAACCCACCGGAAAGAUUUACAACACAAGACAUGAUGACGUAUGAAAAAGCGCACAAAUCUGCAGUUCCUGCUGCUUAUGUCGCUUUUCAGUUUAACGGAAGUGACUUUGAUAAAAAUCGAGAAUUUGUUGUAGGAGACGAAACGGAAUCCAGCAGUAAAGAAAGGAAUAAGAGAAGUAGUGGUGAUCACUUUUAUUACAACAAACCUCUGCAGCUGAAUACAAACUACAAAGUGUUCCUCAGGGCUUUUGUUUCCGAGACGGUUUAUGUCUCCAGUAACUUUAUAGACAUCGACACCAAAGGUAAACCUAUCAUCAAAGGUCUCCCAAAGACAACUGUUACAGAAAUUGGCAAACUGGCAAUGUUGACUUGUGAGGUUAGUGGAGACGCUAAUGCUUCUGUUACCUGGACCAAAGAUGGACUAAGCAGUAUACCUCGCGCUCAGUUCGAGAACAACGAGAAAAUACUUAUUAUAAGGGAUGUUGUUCCUGGUGACAGUGGCGUUUAUGAGUGUAAAGCAAUGAACAUGUUUGGAGAGAGCCGAACUGCUACGAUAGUGAUUGUCGCUGUGCCACCCAGAAUUAUCGAAGAAUUUUCCCCUUCCUCAGUGAUAUGUGAAAAGCAAAGUCCGUGUUUUCUUUCAUGUCAAGCAACAAGUUAUAUUCCGUUUAACUACACUUGGACGAAAGAUGACCAGUUUCCAACUGGUGAUGGCAUCAAGUUCAUGAAUAACAGUAUCAUCGUCACGCCACAGAGUUCACAUGAUUAUGGGGAGUAUGUGUGUCACGCUACAAACAGCUUUGGGUCAACAGAGCUUAAAAUCACUCUGCUUUCUCCUAAGGAAAAUGAAGAUGAUGGCGGUAAAUGCCCUCAAAACGAUACACAAAGCAUCUUCCUUGCUAGUGUAAUGGUGCUGUCUUGUAUUGUGGUCGUGUUGCUCAUUAUAAUUUGUGGGCUGAUAUGGCAGCGGAGACGAGCUGUUCCCAAUAAAAGGACACAGAGUGAAGAAAAAACUGACUUUGAUGGCGUCAAAUCUUCACCUGAUCAACAGCGACGUGAUCAGCACGCUUCAGACCCGGACUUAUAUACGGAACUCAAACUCAGGUCUUCGAACCAAGAGUCUCAUAUUCCUACUGAGCAUCAGUCGUUACAGGAAGAACCCGAGAACCCCGGAUAUUACAAUGUGGUGUUUCAGAAAGAAAAUGGCGAGAAACAAAAUGAAGAAGUGUAUGUGGAAUUAUGCUAAUCUUUCAACUAAUUUUGUAUCCUUCUAGUUCAGAUUGUCCAUCUUGUGUUUUAUGCUAUGCUUAGUUAUAUGUGCAUGUUGAUUUGUUCUGUAUGAUCUAAUGGAGGACAGACGCAUAGAUGGCGUCACCAUUUAACAAUAUCUUGCUUCUUCAUUGUAAAUACAAAGAGAUUCCAUGUUGCCGUGAAUCUGUUCUGUAAUAAGUCACAGAAGACGUCAAAAUGUGCUAAAAAGAACAGUGCCAGACUCGACUGCGCUUCGUGUGCCACACUUAAGUUCUUACCACAUUUUGACGUCAUACAUAACAGAACAGACACACGCCUACAUGGAAUCUAAUUGGUAAUUAGAAACGGUACUUCGGUUUGUGAAAGACUUUGUUCUUGUCUCGCUUAAAGAAGCACUUCGUAAUUCGGCAAUGAAAUGCAUACGUUUGAAGUUUUCUCCUCCUCAUUAUCGUCAUGAUCACUCUUACUAUCGCAGUGUCGCAUAGAGUGCGGUUAUCUGAUAUAGCUGUAAGGCAAAUAUACAAGAUACACUGGUAACACUAGCUUACCCAGUAGAUCCUGUUUGCGAAUUUAUUCUGUUUACUACAAGAACAGACAUGACCUUUGUUAGUUUGUGAUCAAGGCAGUUUUGAAGUAAGGCCUUAAAGACUUCUUCAACGCGCAAUAACCUUUGAUUUGGUCCAUUUAAAAUUAAUUUCUUAUAUCUGUCUUAUAUUUUACAUGUAUCUGUAUAAUUGUAUCUUUUACUAUUGGUGUGAAAUUUCAUAAGAUGGAAUCGCGUAUAGCCAGAUCUGAACAUUUAGUUAUAACCUCGAAUGAGAAGUAAAUGAAAUUCAUAACUUUGGGCGAGGUCCCCAAACUAAACGAAACCUCAUAGGAGACAGUGGCACAUGCAUAAAAACUUACUUUUCUAAAUGAAU